AUGCGCAAGACGCUCAGAAGGUCGUGCGAUGCCUGUGCAAGGUCAAAAUUGAGCUGCGAUCUUCGUUCGCCACAAUGCUCGCGAUGCAUCAAAAGGAAAACUGCCUGCGUCUACGCGAACCAGCCGCUGACUUCCGCGCCCACCAAAGAGACUGCAACAUCUUCCUCUGAACAUGAUAUUGCAGCGUUAUGGCUUUCGAAGAGUCCAAUGGCGUUGCCCGUCAGUCCCGGCCCUCAAUCUUUUGACCCUUUCGAUUCAUACCCGAAGACAAGGCUUCCACGAGUACACGUUCAACGACUUAUCCAGCAUUGCAAUAUCGCCUUUCAGUACUACCCGCUAGAUCUUAACACUGCAUCAAACCCAUUCGUGGUAUCAUGGUGGCCUCUAGCCCUCGCAGAUCCUGCUCUUUUCCAUGUCUCCCUUCAAACUGCAUCUCUGGACGUAGAUUUACGUGCUCAGAAGGGGUUCACGAACUCGGAAAUUCUGAUGGCGGAUUCCGUGUCAUUAGUACGGAAAAGAGUCGAGGAUCCAGUGUUAGCAUUCCAAAAUGAGACUAUGGAUUCUGUAGUCACACUGGCCGCUAUUGAGUUCGGCAAAGGAAAUACGGCUCUCGGCACGAUGCACAUUGAUGGCGUCAAACGCAUGGUCCAAAUGAGAGGAGGCAUAUACCAGGUGAAGCUGACGAGUCCUCUUACAGCGAGAAUGGUCUCUUGGGUGUCUUUGGUCGUCAUGCAGUCACCUCAGUUCCCGACACAAGACGAAUCAGGUGUUGGAGACGGAAUAGCUCCCAUCCCACAAUGGCAGGAAGCAGUAAUAGGCAUGCAUAAUCCCAUUCCACCUAACCUUGCCAAGCUCGACCUGGAUCCUGCAAUCAGCGACGUCUUGGUUCGUCUUCGGAAUCUCUUUCACGAGCCCUUACGUUUCGAUCUAUCGAGCACUGAUCUCCAUGAUUUGGCCUGCUUUGUCCUACACAGACUGCUAUCUCGGCCUACACGAUCAACGAUCAAUGAUAUUUCGCAAGCAUCGGCGAUAUCUGAAUGCAUUCGCUACGGGUUGGUGCUUUACAUGUUUCUCAUCCACGGACCGACGUAUUUUUCACACGCGCAACUUCAGUAUAAUGCGACCGUACAGCUAAGAACCUACCUCGAGAACAUGAUAGCGUCGCUGCUACCCAAUUCUGGCUCACUCACUCUUUGGCUACUCUCGAUCGGCAUAGUGGCCUCUAAUGGUACUGCAGAGAGUCACUGGUUCACAACCCAGUCCGCAACAGUUUCAGAAACACCCGGUCUGUCUAACUGGGAAGAUGUUCGGAUUCAUCUUAAGGAGAUACUUUGGUUCAAUUCGCAUCAGGUGGAAUACCAAUUCCGGCAACGAUGGGAGGAGCUUUUCAGGAUCACCGCAGUAUGACCACAACAUAAUCUCGUACCCUCCACAGCACAUUUGACCCACGGAGUCCCACAUUUGAACAGUCAUCGGAAUAAGAUGGCAAUUCCACUCAUCUGUGGUCUGACACUGGAUACAGAUUCACUUUUGAACCGAAGAGGACUAGUCUCCGAAACCUCAUUCUCGGCUAGCCCAGUAGCAGACCCACCUUUGGCUGUCGGAGACUAGUCUACAUUCAUCGCAACACUUUCGAAGGUAUUGCUAUAUUUUUAGGAAAUACGAGGUCUCCAGUCUGUUUGGCCAGGGCAGUCGAUGCUGACCAAGAAACAAACGAUUGGAUAUCGGGGUCUAAACCUCUAUCGAACA
Molecule: messenger RNA, 1749 nt
Organism: Cucurbitaria berberidis CBS 394.84
Lineage: Eukaryota; Fungi; Ascomycota; Dothideomycetes; Pleosporales; Cucurbitariaceae
Exons: 4
Coding region: 1-1407 (468 amino acids)
Biological process (GO): regulation of DNA-templated transcription
Molecular function (GO): zinc ion binding; DNA-binding transcription factor activity, RNA polymerase II-specific
Source: RefSeq, a predicted model, not a curated record